Messenger RNA from Gossypium arboreum, 706 nucleotides. RefSeq names its product adenylate kinase 4-like. Gene Ontology annotation, molecular function: AMP kinase activity; ATP binding. The record is from RefSeq and is a predicted model, not a curated record. Lineage: Eukaryota; Viridiplantae; Streptophyta; Magnoliopsida; Malvales; Malvaceae. The transcript has 5 exons. Gene Ontology annotation, cellular component: mitochondrion; cytoplasm. Gene Ontology annotation, biological process: nucleobase-containing compound metabolic process; isoprenoid biosynthetic process. The coding region runs from base 14 to 706 and encodes 230 amino acids.
UGAAAGCAAAGAAAUGGCGAGUAAUUCGGUGAACUUGGAAGAAAUACCCUCCGAAUCUCUAAUGAAUGAGCUUCUCCGCCGUAUGAAGUGCGCCCCCAAACUCGAUAAGCGCCUCAUCCACAUUGGUCCACCUGGAUCUGGAAAAGGCACUCAAUCACCAAUAAUUAAAGAUGAGCACUGCUUGUGUCCCUUGGCCACUGGUGAUAUGCUUAGAGCUGCUGUUUCUACUAAAACCCCACUUGGUAUCAAGGCCAACAAAGCUAUGGAUAAGGGAGAACUUAUUUCUGAUGACCUGGUUGUUGGCAUUAUCGAUGAAGCGAUGAAGAAACCUUCAUGUAAAAAUGGUUUCAUUCUUGAUGGGUUUCCCAGGACUGUAGCACAAGCACAAAAGCUGAGCAGGUUAUUAAGGAUUUUGCAAGUGGUGAGUUUGUUUGACUGUGAUGUCAAAAUUGAAGACUAUUUGCUAAAGAGUUAUUACAAAACAGCUUCAUUGAUUGCAGCUAGUACCAAGGGAGCCGCCAUUUUCAGUGGAGCUGAUCGUAGUGUAACAGAGCAAAUGUAUGAAUAUGGAAAGAAUCUUGGCCUAUCAUUCCAAGUUGUUGAUGACAUAUUGGAUUUUACACAAUCAGCAGAGCAGCUAGGGAAACCAGCUGGUAGUGAUCUAACAAAAGGCAACCUCACAGCACAAGUUAUAAACAUGGCAUGA